Molecule: messenger RNA, 1104 nt
Organism: Penicillium brevicompactum
Lineage: Eukaryota; Fungi; Ascomycota; Eurotiomycetes; Eurotiales; Aspergillaceae
Exons: 1
Coding region: 1-1104 (367 amino acids)
Source: RefSeq, a predicted model, not a curated record
AUGAUAUGUCAGUCCAAAUUUCUACGCCUUUACUUUCCUGGACGAGACUUUCAGAAAACCCAACUCGAUCAGCUCAAAAAUUUCUUGGGCGCCUUGCGAGAUCGAAAGCUCCAGACAAAGGCAUUUGACCAUGCUCGACAUGGCUUGGUUCAGAAAGACCAGCGUGCCUCGAGCCCGUCGCUCGAUCCUCCCCCGUACAGUGGACACCCCGCGUCUGUACAAGCAGGGGGAGAUCCGCCCACCCCUAUAUUCCGCGACGUCCGAGUCUCAGAGAGUGGUUGGAAAACGGCGCAGAGGUACGAUUCUAUUACUCCAUCGCCCUCCCCAUUAAGUCUCGGUGGCUUAUCAAUAUACAUAGGCCCGCUGUCAGUACCAUCCGACGACGAAAGGCAAAAGAGACUUCUCCCCUCUUACUCUCAAUCGCGGGGCUCUUCUACCGAACCCACUACGCCGAGCACUCUCUCCCCGUCACGGUCAAUUCGUCCCACUUGCUUUGAGCACCCUCGCUCUCCUAGUCAUAUAGAGCCCGCUAAACUCACGCGUCUUUUACAUGAGCUAGAUGGUGUUCCCGAUGACCUGAUUCGCGAGCUGUUAAUUCGGUCAGGACGCCAACAUUUGCUUGCCAAACCAGAAAAGACACCAAGUGAUCUGCCGUGCGAGCUAGAAAAUACCAGCCCUACUCACGUGGCAAUGAUUGAGCACCGUCUUACCCAAUACCUCGACAGGAAGAUUGAGCAACGCUUUAAUAAUAUCGUUGAUGGUGUGGUGGACGAGUGUCGCGAUCAAGUUUACGACGAAUGCAAAACAAACGAGGCCGAAUUCCGUGAACAAGUCGACGACGCUAACUCUGAGGUACGGAACACGGCCAAUGAUUGCAUGGGCGAAGUGAAAGAAGAAGCACAAAAAUAUAUGCGCGAAUUGGAAGAAAAAGCGCACCAAUACAUGAACAGCAUCGAGGAUCAGGGUGUCGAAGUCAAGAUGUGUUUGGAGGAAUCAGUUUUCAACCUCAAAAGCCGGUUUGAUACUUCUGCCCAGACCACUCUUGGUCGCAAGUCAGGUCUUAGCCAUGAACUGGGUACUAAUGCCAGGCGCCUGUCCAUAUAG